UACCCACAAGGGAAGGGACACGUCCGCACUAACACCUCCUUGGCACUGAAGUACUGAAAGCUCGCGACGCUGCGCAUCAGGAUGACUUGUGCUGUGCAGAUUUUUGAAAAAUUUCCACUCAACUCUUCACCUCUUUAAUGCUUUCUGACCACGCCCCUACCAGAACAGUAACGCCCCCUUUUCGCGAGUGGCUGCUCGCGGACCUUUAAAGCCACGCAUUUCAUCGCCUCGCUUCAGCUUUAUCGCCAGGCUUGCACGAAACUACAAGGGGGAAAAAAAAACUUCGGAAGACUUUGCGCGUCAUUAAAGCUGCACCGCUAAGAAGUGUCUCCACUAUGGCUGAACUCGUUCACGUCGACAGCCCCAACGUGCGCUACACCGACCAGUUCAUAGAAUCCAACUACUGUUACCAGAUGAGCAGGGUCACACUGGAGAAAGGCGCUUACAAGGUGACUCCCUCCUCCAUCAGUUUCACGUUCCGGACCCAGAGAGCUGUCCCCAAGCUUGGUGUCAUGCUGGUUGGAUGGGGAGGAAAUAAUGGCACCACUGUGACGGCAGCCGUGCUGGCUAACCAGUUAGGCCUGUCCUGGAGAACCAAGAACGGGAUGCAGCAUGCCAACUACUUUGGUUCCAUAUUCCAGGCCUCUACAGUGUGUCUGGGCACAGGCCCAAAUGCGGAUGUCUAUGUGCCCUUCAGAGACCUUCUACCAAUGGUUCAUCCCAAUAACAUUGUCUUUGAUGGCUGGGAUAUCUCCUCACUGAACUUGGCAGCGGCCAUGGAGCGUGCUCAGGUCCUCGACUGGGCUUUACAGGAGCAGCUGAGACCUCACAUGGAAAAGCUGCAGCCUCGAGCCUCCAUUUACAUUCCGGAGUUCAUUGCAGCAAAUCAGGAGGAGCGGGCAGACAAUGUCUUGAAGGGGAGCAUGGCACAGCAGGUUGAUCAAGUUCGUCAGGACAUUCGGGAUUUUAAGCAGCAGAGCGGAGUGGAUAAGGUCAUUGUGCUGUGGACGGCCAACACGGAAUGCUUCUGCGACGUCAUUCAGGGGGUUAAUGACACAGCGCAGAACCUGCUCAAGUCUAUAAAGGUGGGCACAGGUGUCUCCCCAUCUACUCUAUUUGCAGUAGCCAGCAUUCUGGAAGGCUGUGCUUACAUCAACGGCUCCCCACAGAACACCUUUGUCCCAGGGCUCGUUGAGUUGGCUAUUCAGCAUGGCGUCUUCAUAGGCGGAGAUGACUUCAAGUCUGGACAAACCAAAAUCAAGUCUGUGCUUGUGGACUUCCUUGUGAGCGCUGGCUUGAAGCCAACAUCCAUUGUCAGCUACAAUCACCUUGGCAACAAUGAUGGAAUGAACCUCUCAGCACCACAGCAGUUUCGCUCUAAGGAGAUCUCCAAGAGCAACGUAGUUGAUGACAUGGUACAGAGCAACACAGUGCUGUAUGGGCCAGAUGAGAAGCCAGAUCACACGGUUGUGAUUAAGUAUGUGCAGAAUGUGAAGGACAGCAAAAGAGCCAUGGACGAGUACAUUUCAGAGAUCAUGAUGGGAGGGAGCAACACCAUUGUGAUGCACAACACUUGUGAGGACUCUCUACUGGCUAGCCCAAUCAUUCUCGACCUGGUCAUCCUGACGGAGCUUUGUCAGAGGAUCACCUUCAAGACAGAGUCAGAGACGGAGUUUCAGACUUUCCACAGUGUGCUCUCAAUACUCAGUUACCUGUGCAAAGCACCACUUGUCCCAGAAGGCACUCCUGUGGUGAAUGCCCUCUUCAGACAGCGGGCGUGCAUUGAGAACAUCAUGAGGGCUUGCCUGGGACUGCCACCUCAAAACCACAUGCUUCUGGAGCACAAGAUGCAGAGGAGUUUCUUGAGCCGAGAGCCUGCAGCGAAACCUCUGAUGUUGGUAACCUCUGGCAUUGGCAUCAAUAAGGAGUCAGCGGCAUUUGGUGUCAAAAAUCACAUGAUGCACCUCAAAAAUGGCUACACCCCCCAGGUGAAUGGCCAUUCAUGAGAAGUCCAUUUUAGUUCUAAUUUUUACCAUUAUUUUUUAGCAACACAUACAUGGGCCUAAUUCAUAUAAAUAAAUGGGGAGAUGAAGGAUGUUUUCCUGACUCUAAAUUGUACUUUGAUCAUCUUAAAUUUAGAAUGCAUGUUGCAGAUUUCUGCACUAAGAAGACAUUCAUUACAAUUCUUUAAAAACUGGUGUCACUCCCUAACUUUCAAUAAUGUUUACAAUAGAUCAGCACUUUACACAAUAACUUGUAUUUAUUGCCUGGUUUUCUUUUUAAUAUUCUUGUAGACUGUGUUAUUAGGUCAGAUGCUGUGUUAAAGAUUUCAGUUAUUUCUGUAGUGUCACUCAUUGAAAGGUUUCAAAACAAAGUGCUCCUGAUUGUGGUCUCUUACGCCAUCAUGCCAGUGUUUUUCCCUUUCAUUUUGGGAGUCAGAAUUAUAGAAUUAUUGUGGGAAAGACAUGCUAAUGACCCAAAUGGUAAAACUUGGAUUGAUGUCCAUGGAGUUUUAUUAGAACAUUAGAAUAAGCGAGACGAGAACAGUCCAUUCAGCCAAACAAAGACUGACAGUUUUAUCCACUUACUGUAAUUCUUCUAACAUAACAUCAGUUCAAGUUUUGAGGGGGGCUAAAGUCCUACUGUCUACCACAUUAUUUAGUGGCUUACUUCCAUGUGUCUAUGGUUCUUUGUGUGAAGAAAAACCUCCUAAUAUUUGUGCAAAAUUUACCCGUUUAACAAGUUUCCAGCUGUGUCCCCUGAGUGUUGACUAAAGUAUUUGCUCAUAGCUAUAUACUUCAAAUGUACAACAAGCCUUUUUAAAAUCCAGAAAGUGCAUUUAUGUAAAAGGAAAUUUAUAUCAGAUUAACAAAGUAAGUUGCCAAAUGAAAAUUUUGAUUCAUCCAUCCAUCCAUCCAUAUCUGAACCCACUUAAAUCAGUUCAGGGUUGAGGAAUUUAGAAUCCACACAGGCAGUUUUAGGCACAAAGCAGGAACGAGGCGCCAAUCUAGCACAGGAUUGAAAAUUUACAAACAGUAAAAAGUGCAAAGAUCUUUGUGAAAAUUCGUUUAAGAGGUAAUUCUAUAUCAAAAGCACUGCACCCUGUAAAAAAUCUAAUUAAAGCACAAUUGGGUUAUUUACAUUCAAGUCACCAAAUGAAAAUGUGCAUAUAGUUUAAAAAAAAAACUGCAAAGAUCUUAGUGUAAAUUUCAGUGAAAUAGUCGAUGAUCUAAUGUGGUUCCAUUUACACCUGUGAGUUUUCAUAAUGAGAUAUUUAUUUUUAAUAAAAUAUCUGAAAAGAAAAUGAAGAGCAAAAAAUGGGGGACUAAGAAGUAUCAAUUAGCUCUGGACAACUCAUUUUUUAGAUGGUAUCCAAAAAAGGAGAAUACCGUAUAUAGUAUAAGAAUGACCCGACGUGGCAAAAGGAAAAUACUAACAAGUCUUAAAAUUAAAAAAGUUCUGUUAUUGACAAGAAUGGGCUUAUAAAUAAGUGACUAGGAUAUAACAAACACCACCUCUAGCCUCUGUGGUUUUAAAUACAUAAUAAACUAAUAUGAUAAAAAAGCCUUUAAAACAAUUGCAAAUGGCUGAUGAUAUUUCAAAUAUAAAUCAAAUUCCAAGUUUUCCAGUGAAAUCACAGUUCUAAAAAUGCCCAGUGUGUGAAGAAUUUGAAUAUUACAAUCAAAAUUUGAUUCAGCUAGGGAUGUAAAUGUCUUCUGGAUGGCAAUUUGUGCCUCAAUUUCACUGUAUGCUACCCCACUCUUGUAGUGUUGGGUCCCAAUGGUAAUGGCCACCACAUCUGAGCAAAAUGACAUUUAAAGUGCUGAGAUUCUUUACUCCAGUGGUUCCCCAACUCAGUACUAUGGCUGCAGGUUUUUGUUCUAACCAACUCUUGUUUUAAAUUAGACUCUUAGCCUAAUUAAGCAAAAUGUUAUUUCUCAGUAUGAUUUUUUUUUGGGGUCAAAAUAGCAAUUUCUAAACUAAGUUUAGUAAUUUCUUAUUAGAAUGUACCACAAAUGUAUGCAUGUUAUAUGGGGAUAAUUUAGUGUUUUUAAUUGGUUUGUGAGAUUUUCAUUCUGUUUUCCAGGUAUUCUGCUAAUUUAAUCUGUUAUCUACUAAUGAGCCCGUUCGUGGGUCAAAUGCUGACGUAGUUGCAGGCUUUCCUCAUUCUGUGUUGUUUGCCCUCAGGUCUGCUCUGCUUGUUGUUAAUUAUCAUUAGGAAAAAAACAAAAAAAAGAGUUAAGCAUUUAAAGGUAUGGCGAAAAAAAAUUUAAUAUUUCUAAAUGUUUUUUUAAAUGUAAAAAUCACACUGCUGUUCUCUUCUGAAUGUAAAAUAAGAGAAGAGAAAGGACCAGCUAUGUAAAUGAGAUCAAUUAAUUAGGAGCUAAAUUACUCACUCAUUGUCAAACUGGUUGGAACAAAAAUCUGCAGCAGCAGCCAUGGGUCCCCAGGACUGAGUGUGCUAAUGGGUCUUGUUCAGAAAGCGGACGCCACUUGAGACGGCCCUUCCCCUCGCCCAAACACUAACCUUAAGGUCAAUAAAAUAGGUCCCUGAUGUUAAGUCACUAUUUUAGGGCUAAAAUGAUAACAGAAAUGUGAAACCUAUUUAUAUACCUAAUCUUAAUUAUUGUGAAACAACUAAGUGGCGUCUGCUUUCUGAACAAGAGCCAUGCUAACUACUGUAUUGUGCAUUAUAGGCGUGCUUCAUGAUUUAUUCUUCAUAACAAUUAGGCAACGCCCAACCUCUGUCCUCUUAAAUGACUUCCCCAGCCACUAGAGGCCUUAGAAGAGUGCUCUGUCCAACUUUCUUGCAGAUAAUAACAACUUUUACUUUUAUUCAAUGACUUCUUGCUCUGCUCCUGGUUGCUUUUGUCCCUCGUAAUUAGUGUGCACAUGUAGAGCAUUCAGAUACAGCUUUCCGUCUACGUGUGAUCCACUUUUAAAACCAUCUUGACAUCCACUGGGAGAGUUCUGUGUCGGCAAAAGGCAAUCUUGCAGUUCCAUGUGGCCCAGGAUGCACACUGCUUCAGCUGCUGUUCUUUAAGGUGGAGGGUUUGUGUCAGACUAUCAACUGAAAUGUACGUAUAGUAAAUAAAUGUGUUAAUUGUAUCUUGAAAUUUGAAGCAAUGUAAGGUGAAAUGUUUAAAUACCGAAGGUUUAUACUUAAUAUUCAAAUGUAAUAAAGAAACUGAACUUCUUGCCAA
This is a messenger RNA of Erpetoichthys calabaricus (reedfish), 5204 nucleotides long. Its product is annotated as inositol-3-phosphate synthase 1-A-like. Gene Ontology annotation, molecular function: inositol-3-phosphate synthase activity. Gene Ontology annotation, biological process: inositol biosynthetic process; phospholipid biosynthetic process. The record is from RefSeq and is a predicted model, not a curated record. The transcript is spliced from 11 exons. Bases 336 to 2006 code for a protein of 556 amino acids. Gene Ontology annotation, cellular component: cytoplasm. Lineage: Eukaryota; Metazoa; Chordata; Cladistia; Polypteriformes; Polypteridae.